AUGACGGCGCAAUUGGAAAAAAUAUUGCUAGUGCUGUCAACGUGUUUAGCACUAGCAAGCUGCAGAGCAGCAGUAGCGCGGUACACAUCAAAUGAUGAUCCAAUAGAUUGCGAUGGACGAGAAUUUAUUUGUACAGAUGACCUUCACUUUCUUAUAUGUGUUGAAGAUGAAACAGGUUCCACGAGUACGAUAGACAAUACGCCUCAGCCAUGUCCAGAAUAUACCAGAUGCAACAAUGCAUCUGUUUUUGAAUGUGCAAUCUUUAUCACUACUGAAGCACCAAUAACAACAACGCAACUCCCAACUGAUAUUCCAGUGACCACAACAACUGAAGAGCCAUCAACAACUACAGAAGCAGCCACUGAUGCUCCGACCACAACAACCGAAGAGCCUUCAACAACGACAGAGGCAGUCACUGAUGCUCCGAUCACAACAACUGAAGAGCCUUCAACAACUACAGAAGCAGCCACUGAUGCUCCGACCACAACAACUGAAAACCCUUCAACAACUACAGAAGUUGCCACUGAUGCUCCGACCACAACGACUGAAGAGCCGGCAACAACUACUGAAGUAGUCACUGAUGCUCCGACCACAACGACUGAAAGGCCUUCAACAACCACAGAAGCUGCCACUGAUGCCCCGACCACAACAACUGAAGAGCCUUCAACAACUACAGAGGCUGCCACUGAUACUCCGACCACAACGACUGAAGAGCCUUCAACAACUACAAAAGCAGCCACUGAUGCUCCGACCACAGCAACUGAAGAGCCUUCAACAACGACAGAGGCAGUAACUGAUGCUCCGACCACAACGACUGAAGAGCCAUCAACAACUACUGAAGUAGUCACUGAUGCUCCGACCACAACGACUGAAGAGCCUUCAACAACUACAGAAGCUGCCACUGAUGCUCCGACCACAACAACUGAAGAGCCUUCAACAACUACCGAAGCUGCCACUGAUGCUCCGACCACAACAACCGAAGAGCCUUCAACAACGACAGAGGCAGUCACUGAUGCUCCGAUCACAACAACUGAAGAGCCUUCAACAACUACAGAAGCAGCCACUGAUGCUCCGACCACAACAACUGAAAACCCUUCAACAACUACAGAAGUUGCCACUGAUGCUCCGACCACAACGACUGAAGAGCCGGCAACAACUACUGAAGUAGUCACUGAUGCUCCGACCACAACGACUGAAAGGCCUUCAACAACCACAGAAGCUGCCACUGAUGCCCCGACCACAACAACUGAAGAGCCUUCAACAACAACAGAGGCAGUCACUGAUGCUCCGACCACAACAACUGAAGAGCCUUCAACAACUACAGAAGCUGCCACUGAUGCUCCGACCACAACAACCGAAGAGCCUUCAACAACGACAGAGGCAGUAACUGAUGCUCCGACCACAACGACUGAAGAGCCAUCAACAACUACUGAAGUAGUCACUGAUGCUCCGACCACAACGACUGAAGAGCCUUCAACAACUACAGAAGCUGCCACUGAUGCUCCGACCACAACAACUGAAGAGCCUUCAACAACUACCGAAGCUGCCACUGAUGCUCCGACCACAACAACCGAAGAGCCUUCAACAACUACAGAAGCUGCCACUGAUGCUCCGACCACAACAACCGAAGAGCCUUCAACAACGACAGAGGCAGUCACUGAUGCUCCGACCACAACGACUGAAGAGCCAUCAACAACUACUGAAGUAGUCACUGAUGCUCCGACCACAACGACUGAAGAGCCUUCAACAACUACAGAAGCUGCCACUGAUGCUCCGACCACAACAACUGAAGAGCCUUCAACAACUACAGAAGCUGCCACUGAUGCUCCGACCACAACAACUGAAGAGCCUUCAACGACAACAGAGGCAGUCACUGAUGCUCCGACCACAACAACUGAAGAGCAUUCAACAACUACAGAAGCUGCCACUGAUGCUCCGACCACAACAACCGAAGAGCCUUCAACAACGACAGAGGCAGUCACUGAUGCUCCGACUACAACGACUGAAGAGCCUUCAACAACUACAGAAGCUGCCACUGAUGCUCCGACCACAACAACUGAGGAGCCUUCAACGACAACAGAGGCAGUCACUGAUGCUCCGACCACAACAACUGAAGAGCCUUCAACAACUACAGAAGCUGCCACUGAUGCUCCGACCACAACAACCGAAGAGCCUUCAACAACGACAGAGGCAGUCACUGAUGCUCCGACCACAACGACUGAAGAGCCAUCAACAACUACUGAAGUAGUCACUGAUGCUCCGACCACAACGACUGAAGAGCCAUCAACAACUACUGAAGUAGUCACUGAUGCUCCGACCACAACGACUGAAGAGCCUUCAACAACUACAGAAGCUGCCACUGAUGCUCCGACCACAACAACUGAAGAGCCUUCAACAACUACAGAAGCUGCCACUGAUGCUCCGACCACAACGACUGAAGAGCCUUCAACAACUACAGAAGCUGCCACUGAUGCUCCGACCACAACAACUGAAGAGCCUUCAACAACAACAGAGGCAGUCACUGAUGCUCCGACCACAACAACUGAAGAGCCUUCAACAACAACAGAGGCAGUCACUGAUGCUCCGACCACAACGACUGAAGAGCCUUCAACAACUACAGAAGCUGCCACUGAUGCUCCGACCACAACAACUGAAGAGCCAUCAACAACUACAGAAGCUGCCACUGAUGCUCCGACCACAACAACCAAAGAGCCUUCAACAACGACAGAGGCAGUCACUGAUGCUCCGACCACAACGACUGAAGAGUCUUCAACAACUACAGAAGCUGCCACUGAUGCUCCGACCACAACAACUGAAGAGCCUUCAACAACGACAGAGGCAGUCACUGAUGCUCCGACCACAACGACUGAAGAGCCAUCAACAACUACUGAAGUAGUCACUGAUGCUCCGACCACAACGACUGAAGAGCCUUCAACAACUACAGAAGCUGCCACUGAUGCUCCGACCACAACAACUGAAGAGCCUUCAACAACUACAGAAGCUGCCACUGAUGCUCCGACCACAACGACUGAAGAGCCUUCAACAACUACAGAAGCAGCCACUGAUGCUCCGACCACAACAACUGAAGAGCCUUCAACAACUACAGAAGCUGCCACUGAUGCUCCGACCACAACAACUGAAGAGCCUUCAACAACGACAGAGGCAGUCACUGAUGCUCCGACCACAACGACUGAAGAGCCUUCAACAACUACAGAAGCUGCCACUGAUGCUCCGACCACAACAACUGAAGAGCCAUCAACAACUACAGAAGCUGCCACUAAUGCUCCGACCACAACAACUGAAGAGCCUUCAACAACGACAGAGGCAGUCACUGAUGCUCCGACCACAACGACUGAAGAGCCAUCAACAACUACUGAAGUAGUCACUGAUGCUCCGAUCACAACGACUGAAGAGCCUUCAACAACAACAGAGGCAGUCACUGAUGCUCCGACCACAACAACCGAAGAGCCUUCAACAACUACAGAAGCUGCCACUGAUGCUCCGACCACAACAACCAAAGAGCCUUCAACAACGACAGAGGCAGUCACUGAUGCUCCGACCACAACGACUGAAGAGUCUUCAACAACUACAGAAGCUGCCACUGAUGCUCCGACCACAACAACUGAAGAGCCUUCAACAACGACAGAGGCAGUCACUGAUGCUCCGACCACAACGACUGAACAGCCAUCAACAACUACUGAAGUAGUCACUGAUGCUCCGACCACAACGACUGAAGAGCCUUCAACAACUACAGAAGCUGCCACUGAUGCUCCGACCACAACAACUGAAGAGCCUUCAACAACUACAGAAGCUGCCACUGAUGCUCCGACCACAACGACUGAAGAGCCUUCAACAACUACAGAAGCAGCCACUGAUGCUCCGACCACAACAACUGAAGAGCCUUCAACAACUACAGAAGCUGCCACUGAUGCUCCGACCACAACAACUGAAGAGCCUUCAACAACAACAGAGGCAGUCACUGAUGCUCCGACCACAACAACCAAAGAGCCUUCAACAACGACAGAGGCAGUCACUGAUGCUCCGACCACAACGACUGAAGAGCCUUCAACAACUACAGAAGCUGCCACUGAUGCUCCGACCACAACAACUGAAGAGCCUUCAACAACUACAGAAGCUGCUACUGAUGCUCCGAUCACAACAACUGAAGAGCCUUCAACAACUACAGAAGCUGCCACUGAUGCUCCGACCACAACAACUGAAGAGCCUUCAACAACUACAGAAGCUGCCACUGAUGCUCCGACCACAACAACUGAAGAGCCUUCAACAACGACAGAGACAGUCACUGAUGCUCCGACCACAACAACUGAAGAGCCUUCAACAACUACAGAAGCUGCCACUGAUGCUCCGACCACAACAACUGAAGAGCCUUCAACAACGACAGAGGCAGUCACUGAUGCUCCGACCACAACGACUGAACAGCCAUCAACAACUACUGAAGUAGUCACUGAUGCUCCGACCACAACGACUGAAGAGCCUUCAACAACUACAGAAGCUGCCACUGAUGCUCCGACCACAACAACUGAAGAGCCUUCAACAACAACAGGGGCAGUCACUGAUGCUCCGACCAAAACAACUGAAGAGCCUUCAACAACGACAGAGGCAGUCACUGAUGCUCCGACCACAACAACUGAAGAGCCUUCAACAACAACAGAAGCAGUCACUGAUGCUCCGACCACAACGACUGAAGAGCCAUCAACAACUACUGAAGUAGUCACUGAUGCUCCGACCACAACGACUGAAGAGCCUUCAACAACAACAGAGGCAGUCACUGAUGCUCCGACCACAACAACUGAAGAAGCUUCAACAACUACAGAAGCUGCCACUGAUGCUCCGACCACAACAACUGAAGAACCUUCAACAACUACAGAAGCUGCCACUGAUGCUCCGACCACAACAACUGAAGAGCCUUCAACGACAACAGAGGCAGUCACUGAUGCUCCGACCACAACAACUGAAGAGCCUUCAACAACUACAGAAGCUGCCACUGAUGCUCCGACCACAAUAACCGAAGAGCCUUCAACAACGACAGAGGCAGUCACUGAUGCUCCGACCACAACGACUGAAGAGCCAUCAACAACUACUGAAGUAGUCACUGAUGCUCCGACCACAACAACUGAAGAGCCUUCAACAACUACAGAAGCUGCCACUGAUGCUCCGACCACAACAACUGAAGAGCCUUCAACAACUACAGAAGCUGCCACUGAUGCUCCGACCACAACAACUGGAGAGCCUUCAACAACAACAGAGGCAGUCACUGAUGCUCCGACCACAACAACUCAAGAGCCUUCAACAACGACAGAAGCAGUCACUGAUGCUCCGACCACAACAACUGAAGAGCCUUCAACAACAACAGAGGCAGUCACUAAUGCUCCGACCACAACAACUGAAGAACCUUCAACAACGACAGAAGCAGUCACUGAUGCUCCGACCACAACAACUGAAGAGCCUUCAACAACAACAGAGGCAGUCACUGGUUCUCCGACCACAACGACUGAAGAGCCUUCAACAACUACAGAAGCUGCCACUGAUGCUCCGACCACAACUACUGAAGAGCCUUCAACAACAACAGAGGCAGUCACUGAUGCUCCGACCACAACAACCAAAGAGCCUUCAACAACUACAGAAGCUGCCACUGAUGCUCCGACCACAACAACCAAAGAGCCUUCAACAACGACAGAGGCAGUCACUGAUGCUCCGACCACAACGACUGAAGAGUCUUCAACAACUACAGAAGCUGCCACUGAUGCUCCGACCACAACAACUGAAGAGCCUUCAACAACAACAGAGGCAGUCACUGAUGCUCCGACCACAACAACCGAAGAGCCUUCAACAACGACAGAGGCAGUCACUGAUGCUCCGACCACAACAACUGAAGAGCCUUCAACAACUACAGAAGCUGCCACUGAUGCUCCGACCACAACAACUGAAGAGCCUUCAACAACUACAGAAGCUGCUACUGAUGCUCCAAUCACAACAACUGAAGAGCCUUCAACAACUACGGAAGCUGCCACUGAUGCUCCGGCCACAACAACUGAAGAGCCUUCAACAACUACAGAAGCUGCCACUGAUGCUCCGACCACAACAACUUCAACAACUACAGAAGCUGCCACUGAUGCUCCGACCACAACAACUGAAGAGCCUUCAACAACUACAGAAGCUGCCACUGAUGCUCCGAUCACAACAACUGAAGAGCCUUCAACAACUACAGAAGCUGCCACUGAUGCUCCGACCACAACAACUGAAGAGCCUUCAACAACUACAGAAGCUGCCACUGAUGCUCCGACCACAACAACUGAGGAGCCUUCAACAACAACAGAGGCAGUCACUGAUGCUCCGACCACAACAACCAAAGAGCCUUUAACAACUACUGAAAGGCAGUCACUGAUGCUCCGACCACAAACAACUGAAGAGCCUUCAACAACGACAGAGGCAGUCACUGAUGCUCCGACCACAACAACUGAAGAGCCUUCAACAACGACAGAAGCAGUCACUGAUGCUCCGACCACAACGACUGAAGAGCCAUCAACAACUACUGAAGUAGUCACUGAUACUCCGACCACAACGACUGAAGAGCCUUCAACAACAACAGAGGCAGUCACUGAUGCUCCGACCACAACAACUGAAGAGCCUUCAACAACGACAGAAGCAGUCACUGAUGCUCCGACCACAACAACUGAAGAGCCUUCAACAACAACAGAGGCAGUCACUGAUGCUCCGACCACAACAACUGAAGAGCCUUCAACAACAACAGAAGCAGUCACUGAUGCUCCGACCACAACGCCUGAAGAGCCAUCAACAACUACUGAAGUAGUCACUGAUGCUCCGACCACAACGACUGAAGAGCCUUCAACAACUACAGAAGCUGCCACUGAUGCUCCGACCACAACAACUGAAGAGCCUUCAACAACUACAGAAGCUGCCACUGAUGCUCCGACCACAACAACUGAAGAGCCUUCAACAACAACAGAGGCAGUCACUGAUGCUCCGACCACAACAACUGAAGAGCCUUCAACAACAACAGAGGCAGUCACUGAUGCUCCGACCACAACGACUGAAGAGCCUUCAACAACUACAGAAGCUGCCACUGAUGCUCCGACCACAACAACUGAAGAUCCUUCAACAACUACAGAAGCUGCCACUGAUGCUCCGACCACAACAACUGAAGAGCCUUCAACAACAACAGAGGCAGUCACUGAUGCUCCGACCACAACAACUGAAGAGCCUUCAACAACGACAGAAGCAGUCACUGAUGCUCCGACCACAACGACUGAAUUGCCAUCAACAACUACUGAAGUAGUCACUGAGCCUACGACGGAAGAGCCUUCAACAACUACAGAAGCUGCCACUGAUGCUCCGACCACAACGACUGAAGACCCUUCAACAACAACAGAGGCAGUCACUGAUGCUCCGACCACAACAACUAAAGAGCCUUCAACAACGACAGAGGCAGUCACUGAUGCUCCGACCACAACGACUGAAGAGCCAUCAACAACUACUGCAGUAGUCACUGAUGCUCCGACUACAACAACUGAAGAGCCUUCAACAACGACAGAGGCAGUCACUGAUGCUCCGAUCACAACAACUGAAGAGCCUACAACAACUACAGAAGCUGCCACUGAUGCUCCGACCACAACAACUGAAGAACCUUCAACAACGACAGAAGCAGUCACUGAUGCUCCGACCACAACGACUGAAGUGCCAUCAACAACUACUGAAGUAGUCACUGAUGCUCCGACCACAACGACUGAAGAGCCUUCAACAACUACAGAAGCUGCCACUGAUGCUCCGACCACAACAACUGAAGAGCCUUCAACAACGACAGAGGCGGUCACUGAUGCUCCGACCACAACGACUGAAGAGCCUUCAACAACUACUGAAGUAGUCACUGAUGCUCCGACCACAACGACUGAAGAACCUUCAACAACGACAGAGUCAGCCACUGAUGCUCCAGUGACCACAACAACUGAAGAGCCAUCAACAACUACAGGAGCUGCCACUGAUGCUCCGAUCACAACAACUGAAGAGCCUUCAACAACGACAGAGGCGGUCACUGAUGCUCCGACCACAACGACUGAAGAGCCUUCAACAACUACUGAAGUAGUCACUGAUGCUCCGACCACAACGACUAAAGAACCUUCAACAACAACAGAGGCAGUCACUGAUGCUUCGACCACAACAACUGAAGAGCCUUCAACAACAACAGAGGCAGUCACUGAUGCUCCGACCACAACGACUGAAGAGCCUUCAACAACUACAGAUGCUGCCACUGACGCUCCGACCACAACAACUGAAGAGCCUUCAACAACAACAGAGGCAGUCACUGAUGCUCCAGUGACCACAACAACUGAAGAGCCAUCAACAACUACAGGAGCUGCCACUGAUGCUCCGACCACAACAACUGAAGAGCCUUCAACAACGACAGAGGCGGUCACUGAUGCUCCGACCACAACGACUGAAGAGCCUUCAACAACUACUGAAGUAGUCACUGAUGCUCCGACCACAACGACUGAAGAGCCUUCAACAACAACAGAGGCAGUCACUGAUGCCCCAGUGACCACAACGACUGAAGAGCCUUCAACAACUACAGAAGCUGCCACUGAUGCUCCGACCACAACAACCGAAGAGCCUUCAACAACGACAGAGGCAGUCACUGAUGCUCCGACCACAACAACUGAAGAGCCUUCAACAACUACAGAAGCUGCCACUGAUGCUCCGACCACAACAACUGAAGAGCCUUCAACAACAACAGAGGCAGUCACUGAUGCUCCGACCACAACAACUGAAGAGCCUUCAACAACAACAGAGGCAGUCACUGAUGCUCCGACCACAACGACUGAAGAGCCUUCAACAACUACAGAUGCUGCCACUGAUGCUCCGACCACAACAACUGAAGAGCCUUCAACAACAACAGAGGCAGUCACUGAUGCUCCGACCACAACAACUGAAGAGCCUUCAACAACUACAGAAGCAGCCACUGACGCUCCGACCACAACAACUGAAGAGCCUUCAACAACGACAGAAGCCUCAACAACUACAGAAGCUGCCACUGAUGCUCCGACCACAACAACUGAAGAGCCUCAACAACUACAGAAGCAGUCACUGAUGCUCCGACCACAACGACUGAAGAGCCUUCAACAACUACAGAAGCUCACUGAUGCUCCGACCACAACGACUGAAGAGCCUUCAACAACUACUGAAGUAGUCACUGAUGCUCCGACUACAACAACUGAAGAGCCUUCAACAACUACCGAAGCUGCCACUGAUGCUCCGACCACAACAACUGAAGAGCCUUCAACAACUACAGAAGCUGCCACUGAUGCUCCGAUCACAACAACUGAAGAGCCUUCAACAACUACAGAAGCUGCCACUGAUGCUCCGACCACAACAACUGAAGAGCCUUCAACAACGACAGAGGCAGUCACUGAUGCUCCGACCACAACGACUGAAGAGCCAUCAACAACUACUGAAGUAGUCACUGAUGCUCCGACUACAACAACUGAAGAGCCUUCAACAACUACCGAAGCUGCCACUGAUGCUCCGACCACAACAACUGAAGAGCCUUCAACAACUACAGAAGCUGCCACUGAUGCUCCGACACAACAACUGAAGAUCACUGAUGCUCCGAUACACAAAACUGAAGAGCCUUCAACAACUACCGAAGCUGCCACUGAUGCUCCGACCACAACAACCGAAGAGCCUUCAACAACUACAGAAGCUGCCACUGAUGCUCCGACCACAACAACUGAAGAGCCUUCAACAACAACAGAGGCAGUCACUGAUGCUCCGACCACAACAACUGAAGAGCCUUCAACAACAACAGAGGCAGUCACUGAUGCUCCGACCACAACGACUGAAGAGCCUUCAACAACUACAGAUGCUGCCACUGAUGCUCCGACCACAAAAACUGAAGAGCCUUCAACAACAACAGAGGCAGUCACUGAUGCUCCGACCACAACAAUGAAGAGCCUCAACAACUACAGAAUGACCACAACAACUGAAGAGCCAUCAACAACUACAGAAGCUGCCACUGAUGCUCCGACCACAACAACUGAAGAGCCUUCAACAACGACAGAGGCAGUCACUGACGCUCCGACCACAACAACUGAAGAGCCUUCAACAACGACAGAGUCAGCCACUGAUGCUCCAGUGACCACAACAACUGAAGAGCCAUCAACAACUACAGAAGCUGCCACUGAUGCUCCGAUCACAACAACUGAAGAGCCUUCAACAACGACAGAGUCAGCCACUGAUGCUCCAGUGACCACAACAACUGAAGAGCAUCAACAACUACAGAAGCUGCCACUGAUGCUCCGAUCACAACAACUGAAGAGCCUUCAACAACGACAGAAUCAGCACUGA
Ctenocephalides felis (cat flea) is the source of this 10380-nucleotide messenger RNA. RefSeq names its product mucin-2-like. The record is from RefSeq and is a predicted model, not a curated record. The transcript has 7 exons. The coding region runs from base 1 to 10380 and encodes 3459 amino acids. NCBI's taxonomy places the organism in Eukaryota, Metazoa, Arthropoda, Insecta, Siphonaptera, Pulicidae.